AGAAAGUAAGAAGAGUUAAAUAGCAGUUUUAUUAGUUAAAGUUAGUCACAGUGGUCUUGUCUCUUAAAAACGUCAAAGGAAUCUCUAAACACCACUUACUUGUUUUUUGUUUCUUCUUCUACUCUCAUCACCACGCACAACACACAACCUUUUUCUUCUUUUACCUUCCUCUCAACUCAGCUAUGGCUGCAAGAGAAAUCCUCCAUAAGAUGAAGGAAAAAGUUGGGCUGCGUUCGUCGGAACCUGACUCGGGGAAAGGAAAGAGCAAGAUUUCAAGGCGUGUAACUCAUGGAUUUCACUUAGUAAAGGGAAGAUCAUACCAUGCCAUGGAGGAUUUUGUUGUUGCUGAAUUUAAGCAAGUUGAUAGCAAUGAACUUGGCUUGUUUGCGAUAUUCGAUGGCCAUGCCGGUCACAAUGUGCCUAAUUACUUGCGGUCUCACUUGUUUGAAAACAUCUUAAAAGAGCCUGACUUCUGGAAAGAUCCUGAAAAUGCUGUCAGGAGAGCCUAUAAUAUAACCGAUUCUAGCAUUUUGGAGAAAUCAGGCGAACUGGGUAGAGGGGGUUCAACUGCUGUUACUGCAAUAUUGAUGAAUUGUCAGAAGUUAGUCAUAGCUAAUAUUGGUGAUUCUCGGGCCGUCUUAUGCAAGAAAGGCCUUGCCAAACAACUAUCGGAGGAUCAUGAACCACACACAGAAAGUGAAGAUAUAAAAAAUAGAGGUGGUUUUGUGUCAAAAUUUCCAGGCGACGUUCCAAGGGUUGAUGGCCGGUUGGCAGUAUCAAGGGCAUUUGGUGACAAAAGUCUGAAGAAACACUUGAGUUCAGAACCACAUGUGACAGUGGAGCUUGUACAAGAUGAUGUAGAAUUCCUCAUAUUAGCAAGUGAUGGAUUAUGGAAGGUAAUGACAAAUCAAGAAGCAGUUAAUACCAUCAAAGACAUAAAGGAUGCUCGGUCUUCGGCGAAACGCCUUACUGAAGAAGCACUUAACAGGAAAAGCACAGAUGAUAUAUCCUGCGUUGUUGUGAAAUUUCAGUGAACAAAAAAGAUAAUAUAUGAUGUUUCAGAAACUUUCAAGUGUAACAUAUUUCAAUAUAUGGACAGAGCUUCAUCAUGUGGUUUCAUUGUAAGAAACCACAUUUCAGGGUGUCA
Molecule: messenger RNA, 1147 nt
Organism: Arachis stenosperma
Lineage: Eukaryota; Viridiplantae; Streptophyta; Magnoliopsida; Fabales; Fabaceae
Product: probable protein phosphatase 2C 39
Exons: 5
Coding region: 183-1034 (283 amino acids)
Biological process (GO): protein dephosphorylation
Cellular component (GO): nucleus; cytosol
Molecular function (GO): cation binding; protein serine/threonine phosphatase activity
Source: RefSeq, a predicted model, not a curated record